AUGUACGGGGCGGCGGGGCCCCCGGCGCGAAGCGCCUCGGCGCCUGUGGUCCGCUCGUUGCGGCGGCCGCCACCACCGGCGACGGGGGUGUCUUUUAUGAAUAAUCAAAAGCAGCAAAAGCCAACGCUAUCAGGCCAGCGUUUUAAAACCAGAAAAAGAGAUGAAAAAGAGAGGUUUGACCCUACUCAGUUUCAAGACUGUAUUAUUCAAGGCUUAACUGAAACUGGUACUGAUUUGGAAGCAGUAGCAAAGUUUCUUGAUGCUUCUGGAGCAAAACUUGAUUACCGCCGAUAUGCAGAAACACUCUUUGACAUUCUGGUGGCUGGCGGAAUGCUGGCCCCAGGUGGUACACUGGCAGAUGACAUGAUGCGUACAGAUGUCUGUGUGUUCGCAGCACAAGAAGACCUAGAAACCAUGCAAGCAUUUGCUCAGGUUUUUAACAAGUUAAUCAGGCGCUACAAAUACCUGGAGAAAGGUUUUGAAGAUGAGGUAAAAAAGCUGCUGCUGUUCUUAAAGGGUUUUUCAGAGUCGGAGAGGAACAAGCUGGCUAUGUUGACUGGUGUUCUUCUGGCUAAUGGAACACUUAAUGCAUCCAUUCUUAAUAGCCUUUAUAAUGAGAAUUUGGUUAAAGAAGGGGUUUCAGCAGCUUUUGCUGUAAAGCUCUUUAAAUCAUGGAUAAAUGAAAAAGACAUCAAUGCAGUAGCUGCAAGUCUUCGGAAAGUCAGCAUGGAUAACAGACUGAUGGAACUUUUUCCUGCCAAUAAACAAAGUGUUGAACACUUCACGAAGUAUUUUACUGAGGCAGGCUUGAAAGAACUUUCAGAAUAUGUUCGGAAUCAACAAACCAUAGGAGCUCGAAAGGAACUCCAGAAAGAACUUCAAGAACAGAUGUCCCGUGGUGAUCCAUUUAAGGAUAUAAUUUUGUAUGUCAAGGAGGAGAUGAAAAAAAACAACAUCCCAGAACCUGUUGUCAUUGGAAUAGUCUGGUCCAGCGUAAUGAGCACUGUGGAAUGGAACAAAAAGGAGGAGCUUGUAGCGGAGCAAGCCAUCAAGCACUUGAAGCAAUACAGCCCUCUACUUGCUGCCUUUACUACUCAAGGUCAGUCUGAGCUGACUCUGUUACUGAAGAUUCAGGAGUAUUGCUAUGACAACAUUCAUUUCAUGAAAGCCUUCCAGAAAAUAGUGGUGCUUUUUUAUAAAGCUGAAGUCCUGAGUGAAGAGCCCAUUCUGAAGUGGUAUAAAGAUGCUCAUGUUGCAAAGGGGAAAAGUGUCUUCCUUGAGCAAAUGAAAAAGUUUGUAGAGUGGCUCAAAAAUGCCGAAGAAGAAUCUGAGUCUGAAGCUGAAGAAGGUGACUGAAUUUUGAAACUACACCCCUCAGUAAAGCAAACAGGAGUUGUAGAUAAAAUGUCAUGUCUCAUGUGUCCUGGUUCUUACAUCUUCCUACCUCCCUAUAUCAAGCAUGAUAUAAGGGCUUUCAUGGCAAAUUUUAUUUUAAAUGUUUCUGUGGUUACUGGAAAUGUUGGGUUUAGUUUCUAAAACCAUGUUUUAAGUAGCUACAGGAGCUAUAGAUUUGAAUCUAAUGUUGCAUUAGUCUUUUCAGUUAUCUUCUACCUCCUGUAUUUUCUACUGUAAUAAUGUAAUUUAAGGCCUUCCACAAUGAACAGUUCACUUUAUUCCCUGGGUUUUCUAUAUAAACAGUUUUCAAGAUAUGAUUUGGUUAAAAAUAAUUUGUUAUAAAAAUUCUGUUUGCAAAUUAAACUGUAAAAGUAUCCAAAGUCUCAA
Puma concolor (puma) is the source of this 1782-nucleotide messenger RNA. It is a transcript of the gene BZW1, whose product is annotated as basic leucine zipper and W2 domains 1. Gene Ontology annotation, molecular function: protein binding. The record is from RefSeq and is a predicted model, not a curated record. Lineage: Eukaryota; Metazoa; Chordata; Mammalia; Carnivora; Felidae. Gene Ontology annotation, cellular component: membrane; cytoplasm.